ACAAUUUGAAUCACAGACCAUGGCCGAUCAAACGGUGUAUUCCAAGUUGGUGCCGUGGGAUAACUUAAGCGGGAAGGUUGUGAUGGUCACCGGAGCCUCGUCUGGGAUCGGCCGGGAAUUCUGUAUAGACCUGGCCAAAGCCGGCUGCAGAAUCGUUGCAGCUGCACGUCGGAUAGACAGGCUCGUGUCUCUCUGCAACGAGAUCAAUGGAAUUAGUGAUAAUAACAUCGUAGCCAUGGCCGUGGAGCUUGAUGUCGCUGCUAAGGGUCCUGCCAUUGAAGCCUCCGUGAAAAGGGCGUGGGAUGCAUUUGGGCAGAUCGAUUGUUUAAUUAACAAUGCCGGGGUUAGAGGUAGUGUGCAGAGUCCAUUGAAGUUAUCUGAAGAAGAAUGGGACAGUACCAUGAGAAUAAACUUGAGCGGAACAUGGUUGGUAUCGAAGUACGUUUGUACACGUAUGCGUGACGCGAAUCGAGAAGGGUCGGUCAUCAAUAUCUCGUCUAUUUCGGGUCUUGACCGUGGACAACAACGUGGAAGUCUCGUCUAUUCCUCUUCAAAGGCUGGCGUUGUCACGUUAACCAAGGUAAUGGCUAUGGAAAUGGGCACGUACAAGAUCAGAGUGAACUCGAUUUGUCCAGGGCUUUUUAGGUCGGAGAUCACAGAAGGUUUGAUGCAGAAGGAGUGGCUUAGCAAAGUAGCUGAAAGGAAAGUUCCUUUAAGAACAUAUGGGACGACUGAUCCAGCCUUGACGGCUCUAGUAAGGUAUCUGAUCCAUGACUCAUCUGAGUACAUAAGUGGCAAUACGUUUAUCGUGGAUGCAGGUGCCACCUUACCAGGUGUCCCACUUUUCUCUUCGCUAUAGAUCCCAAAAGUAGCAAAUGCCACCACACCAUGUAACGGUUUGGACCAAAUUUAUGUCAACGGGA
Cynara cardunculus var. scolymus (artichoke) is the source of this 923-nucleotide messenger RNA. Its product is annotated as 3-oxoacyl-[acyl-carrier-protein] reductase FabG-like. Bases 20 to 859 code for a protein of 279 amino acids. The record is from RefSeq and is a predicted model, not a curated record. The transcript is spliced from 3 exons. Lineage: Eukaryota; Viridiplantae; Streptophyta; Magnoliopsida; Asterales; Asteraceae. Gene Ontology annotation, molecular function: oxidoreductase activity.